AGGGCAACUUCUUCUGCCUUCUCUUGUCUCCUCCCCUUCCUGAGUGUGGAUGGUGAGCAGAGAUACAAAGAAUCAGUUCCUAGUGUUCAGGGCAGACAAAAUCAGGCAACGGGGGUUCCUUGAGAAAAGCAUCAACUGGAAGAAACAUGGAAUCCGUUUCCACGCAGUGUUUCCCCAGUGAGUUCAUCUGCUCCAUCUGCAAGGACGAUUUCACAGACCCUGUCACCAUUAGCUGUGGGCACAGAUUUUGUACUCCUUGCCUCUGUCUCUUGUGGGAAGAUGCUAAAGCAGCUACUUGCUGUCCUGUGUGCAAGGAAAUAUCUCCAAAAAUGGACUUCAAAAGCACUCUUUUUGCUAAGGGAUGUAUUCUUCCUACCAGAAAAUCAGUUGUCUGCCAGCUACCUAGCUCUGCCAAGCAGAUGUGUAGGAUACACCAAGUGAUAAAGCUCUACUUCUGUCAAACUGACAAAAUCCUGCUGUGUUUGUUCUGCUGUCAUUCCCCAGGGCAUGCCACUCAUGAAUACUAUCCAAUAAAGCCGGUUGCAAGACACUACAGGGAGAACCUUCUGAUGCAAAUGAAGUCUAUUUGGAAAAAUAAACAGGGAAAUCAGAGAAAUAUAAAAAAAGUGACCAACAUAAUCAGAGUAUGGGAGGGUUUUGUAAAUCUACGGAAGGUGAUGAUAGGAGCUGAAUACCCUAAGGUGUAUCAAUAUCUCCAGGAAGAAAAGCAAAAACAUUUAGAGAUGUUGGCAAUUGAAGGCAAGAUUAUUUUUCAGCGACUCAGGAGAAAUGCAGCCAGAAUGGUUCAUAUGGGGAAACUCCUGAGAAGAAUAUAUAAAGAGCUGAAGGAAAUGUGCCUUAAAGGAGAUGUGGACAUGCUGCAGGGUAUGGGAGACACAAUGAAAAGGAGUCAGUUAAUGCAGAUGUAUAUUCCCCAGCCUAUGAACCCACAGCUCAGUACAUGGUCCAUCACUGGGAUGUUGGAGAGGCUUAACAACUUCCGAGUGUAUAUUACAUCGGAUCGUAAAAUAAGAAAUUGUCACGUGGCUCUGAUCGAAGACCUGAGAUGUUUGCAAUGCAGUCCUGGCCAUCAAGACAUGCCCUGCAAUCCAGCAAGUCCAGAGAACCCUCCUUCAUGGGGUGCUCAGACCUUCACCGCUGGCAAACAUUACUGGGAGGUGAAUGUGGGAAACUCUUGUAACUGGAUUGUAGGACUUUGCAAGGAAUCCUGGACAAGUAGGAAUGAUAUGCUACUUAACUCUGAGGAUAUUUUUCUACUUCUGUGUGUCAGCGUGGAUGACAAUUUCAGUCUCUUUUCUACCUUCCCACUCUUACCCCACUAUAUUCAAAGACCCCAGGGCUGGAUAGGGGUGUUUCUAGAUUAUGAAUGUGGUAUAAUAAGCUUUAUUAAUGUUGCUAGAAGUUCCCUCAUUUGUAAUUUCCUCUCACGCUCUUUCUCUUUCCCUCUCAGACCUUUCAUUUGGGGUGGACCCAAAUGAUCAGGAACAGGUUACAACCCUGACCAAGGUCUUGGGAAUUCCAAUCACUGAGUGGGCUCCUAUCCCAGUGACUUCUGGAAUGGGGAAAAUCAAUUAUACCUCACUGUGUUUAACUUUGUUUUACCUUCAGGAGAUAUAAUGGCUGCAUUAUUUUUUAAAGUGGUGUUAAUGUUAACAAUGUAUGUUUGUCUUUUCUAUUUUAUUUAAAUAAAAAUAAUCUCAUU
Hippopotamus amphibius kiboko is the source of this 1723-nucleotide messenger RNA. RefSeq names its product tripartite motif-containing protein 77-like. The transcript is spliced from 7 exons. NCBI's taxonomy places the organism in Eukaryota, Metazoa, Chordata, Mammalia, Artiodactyla, Hippopotamidae. Bases 147 to 1499 code for a protein of 450 amino acids. The record is from RefSeq and is a predicted model, not a curated record. Gene Ontology annotation, molecular function: zinc ion binding; protein binding.